AUGCCAAAAAGUAAAUUUGCGAGUACAAUGAAAAAUCGAAUUAAAUGUGAAAAUGAUAUCAGGCAGAAAUAUCCUGUUAAUCAAUUAUGGGAAUGGCAAUCAAAACAGAUAUGUCGUCCAUUAUUUGUUCUUCAUGAUGGACCACCAUUUGCUAAUGGACCUCUUCAUAUCGGACAUUUUCUAAAUAAAAUUCAAAAGGAUAUUAUUGUUCGUUAUAAAUUGUUAAAUGGAAAUCGAAUAGAUUUUCGUCCUGGUUGGGAUUGUCAUGGUUUACCAAUUGAAUUAAAAGCAUUACAAGAAAAUAAAAGCAAUUCAAAUGAUAAAGAUCCAAUCGUUGUUCGUAAACUUGCUCGUCAAUUUGCUACAGAAGCAUUAGAAAAACAAAAAACAGAAUUUCAAUCUUGGGGUAUAUUAGCUGAUUGGAAUAAUUGUUAUAGAACAUUUGAUAAAGAUUAUAUUAUUGAUCAAAUUAGAUUAUUUUGGAGAUUAUAUCAGAAAGGUUUACUCUAUCGACAAUAUAAACCAGUCAAUUGGUCACCAACUGUUCAAUCUGCUUUGGCUGAAUCUGAAUUAGAAUAUAAUGAUAAACAUAUAAGUACUGCUAUUUAUGUACGAUUUCGUUUACAAAACAAUGAUUUGAUAUCAAAACUUUUGUCUCAAACUAAUCUAGGAAAUACUUAUGCUUUAAUUUGGACAACAACACCUUGGUCUUUAGUUGGUAAUCAAGCUGUAGCUGUUAAUGAAAAAUUAAAAUAUCUAUUUCUAAAACUUUCCUCGACAAACGAUAUAUAUAUUGUUGCUGAAGCAUUAUUAAAUAAUAUAAAAAAAUUUUCACCAUUUUCUAAUAAUCAAUUUGAAAUCAUAGGAAAUUGUCUUGGAUCUCAAUUAUCCGGUCUUACCUAUAAACAUCCAAUUUAUAAUGAUCAAAUAAAUUAUCCUAUUAUUACUAGUGAUCAUGUUACUGAUGAAAUCGGUACUGGUCUUGUUCAUAUUGCACCAGCACAUGGUUCUGAUGAUUUUCUUCUAUCAAUAAAACAUAAUCUUCAAUGUAUUAAUGCUGUUAAUUUAACUGGUCAUUUAAAUUGUCCAUCAAUUGAAUCUCUUCAUGGUCGUAAUGCAUUAGAUAAAAAUGAUGGUAUUGAAGGAAUUCUUAAAUAUUUAAAUUCUGAUAUUUUACAUCAUUAUGAAUUAAUACAUUCAUAUCCAUAUGAUUGGCGAGCAAAAAAACCUGUUUUAAUCUUAGGUAGUCAACAAUGGUUUAUUGAUACAACACGUUUACGUGAUAAUGCACGUAAAUAUAUAUUAGAAGAUGUAAAAAUAUUUCCUGAAGGUGCUGGAAAAAGUUUUUUAUCAAUGACUUCACAACGUCCAUAUUGGUGUAUAUCACGACAACGUUAUUGGGAUAUUAUUGAACAUUUAAUAAAAUGUGUUCAAGAAAAAAAUUCAAUUGAUUUUUGGUGGUCAUCAAAUGAUAUUAAAGAAUUAUUACCUAUAUCAAUGCAUAAUCAAGCUGACAAUCUUGAACGUGGAAAAGAUAUAUUUGAUGUUUGGUUUGAUAGUGGUUCAUCAUUUAAUACAAUUCUUAAAGAUUUUAAUUAUCAAGCUGAUAUAUAUUGUGAAGGUCAUGAUCAAUUUAAUGGUUGGUUUCUAUCAUCAUUAUUAUUAUCAACUGGAAUACAAAUGCGAGCACCAUUUUCAAAUAUAUUUGUUCAUGGUUUUGUUGUUGAUAAAAAUAAUCAAAAAAUGUCAAAAUCAAUUGGAAAUGUUAUUCAACCAUCGGAUAUGAUAUUUGGUGGUGGAAAAGAAAAAUUUCAUGAAAAUGGUCUUGAUGUUUGUCGAGAAUGGGUUACAAGAGAAAGUUAUAAACCUCAAUGUAAAGCAAGUGGAGAAGAUUUAACUAAAUCAUAUCAACGAGUUUUUGAUAUAAGAAAUAUAUUAAGAUUUUUACUUGGAAAUUUAUAUGAUUUUAAACCUGAUAAACAUACAAUAUCAAAUGAAAAUUUAACUGCUAUUGAUCGUUAUAUAGCAUAUCGUUUAUAUCAAACUCUUACGACAUAUCAUAAUGAUUUUGAUCAAUAUAGAAUGUAUCAUGGUUUAAUUGCUAUUGAAGAUUUUAUUCAAGGUGAUAUAUCAAGUUUUUAUUGUUCAGUAACAAAAGAUCGACUUUAUUGUAAUCCAUCGAAUUCUUAUCUUCGUCGAUCAACACAAACAGUUUUUUAUUUAUUAUUAAAAUGUCUUAAUGAACGAUUAGCACCAGUAAUGCCAUAUCUUGCACAAGAAUUAUAUAAUGAAUUAUAUUUAAUAGAAAAUAAAGAAAAAAAAAUAAAUGACAUAUUUGAAAAUAAAUUUACAUUUUUGGAUAAACAAUUAACUGAAAUUUCUUCAGAACUUACAUCGACAAUGUCAAUUAUAUUACAUUUACGUAAUACAUAUCAUGGAAUUCUUCAAAAUCGACGAGCUAUUCUAUAUGAUAUUGUACUUUAUUUAAGUGAUAAAGCAAAACUACAGCUUAAACAAGUUCAAGAUGUACUUGAAAAACAUCCAUCAACAAUUAAAUUAGAUUUUUGGCAUCCAUUAGAAGAACUUUUACAAUGUUCACAUGUACAUCAACGAUCAUUAUCUGAUUUAGAAAAUGAUCUAAUAGAAGAAAAUAUUUCAAGCGUUGAUUUACCAUUAUUAGAUGAUAAAUUUAAUUAUAUAAUGAAAAUUCAAUAUAAUUCCUUACAUCUUUGUCCUCGUUGUCGUUUACAAAUAUCAGAAAAUGAAAAUGAACUAUGUGUUCGAUGUUUUUCUUAUACACAAAAAUCAUAG
Messenger RNA from Rotaria sordida, 2811 nucleotides. The record is from the annotation of a GenBank genome assembly. Lineage: Eukaryota; Metazoa; Rotifera; Eurotatoria; Philodinida; Philodinidae.